UUCAGCGAGCUGCGCGAUCUGGAGGAGCUCGAUCUGGGCGACAACCCUCACCUGCACCGCCUUGAGGGUGGAGCUUUCCGUGGCCUGGAGAAGCUCCAGAGCCUACACAUGCACCGCUGCCGGCUGGCCGCCCUUCCCCAUGACAUCUUCCACAAGCUCUACAGCCUGCAAUUCCUCUACCUGCAGGAGAACCAGCUCCACUUCAUCCAGGACGAUCUCUUCGCUGACCUGAUCAACCUCAGCCAGCUCUUCCUGCACGGCAACCGCAUCCGCACUCUGUCCGAGAAUGUGUUCCAUGGCCUGGUCAACCUUGACCGUCUGCUGCUGCACGACAACAGGGUCCGUCAGGUCAAUCGCCGUGCUUUUCGGGACCUGGGCCGACUCACCAUGCUCUUCCUCUUCAACAACUCCCUGGCAGAGCUGCCCGGUCAAGCCAUGCGUGACAUCACCUCCAUCGAGUUCCUGCGGCUGAACAACAACCCCUGG
Messenger RNA from Sinocyclocheilus anshuiensis, 486 nucleotides. Its product is annotated as reticulon-4 receptor-like 2. The transcript has a single exon. Gene Ontology annotation, molecular function: protein binding. The record is from RefSeq and is a predicted model, not a curated record. NCBI's taxonomy places the organism in Eukaryota, Metazoa, Chordata, Actinopteri, Cypriniformes, Cyprinidae. The annotation marks the transcript as partial.